Messenger RNA from Ceutorhynchus assimilis (cabbage seed weevil), 1083 nucleotides. The record is from the annotation of a GenBank genome assembly. NCBI's taxonomy places the organism in Eukaryota, Metazoa, Arthropoda, Insecta, Coleoptera, Curculionidae.
AUGAAACUCUUUCAACAAACCAACCACUCUGACAACUUGAAACGAAUAUUCGCAGAAUACUUUGUGUCGAAACUAUUUAGCGACGUGACUAUUUGUUGUGGCGGAAAAACUUUCCAGGCCCACAAACUCCGUUUGUGUAUGGCUUCACGUUAUUUUAAAAAUAUUUUCCAACAUGAUUCUGCAGACCAUUCAAUUGUUUAUUUGCAAGAUGUCACUCCUAAAGAGCUCGCAUUGGUAUUGGAGUACUGUUAUAAAGGUGAAGUUUCCCUAUCGAAAAAUAAUUUGCAAGGUUUUUUGGAAGCUGCAGCAACAUUGCAAAUUGAAAGUUUGUUUAGUGAAGAGGCAACAGAUGUUUCUAUUAUAUCAGAUACUAGUGAAGAGGUUAUUAUCAAUGAAAUUUCAACGAAUAAUAAUUCAGCUGAUGCUACUUUUAUAGAAAAUCCAAAUGGACAAAGCAAAAAUAUCAAUCCUUCAUCUAGUCAUUUUUUGGUCAACCCAACACAACCCAGUAAUAUUCUUGAAAGUCCUCCUUCAUCCAUUAGAAAUUCACAAAAUGAGCCUGCAGAUGAAAGUCCUCCAAGUACACCAGAAAGUUUUGUUUUCAAUUUGAGAACUAGUUUGCCAUUAGAUCCCAAAUCUCAACAAAGCGUUGUUAUUCUAUCACCAUCUCAAGAGGUUUUGGAAAUAUCAUCUGAAGAAAUUGCUGGUGAAAUUAAAGAAAUUAACCAAGCUUCUGAAGAUAUCACACAAAUUGAAGAAGACUUAACAAACCAUGAUAUAAAUUCAAGUGAUUCAGAUGAGUCAGAAAUUGUCAUCAAAAAGAGAAGGAUUGAAACAAUUACCAAAGAACCUACUAAUAAACAAUUACAGGUUGUUUUAGAAAGAGUUAAUUUGAACCAAAACAACAAAGACUCUUCUGUGGUAGAAAGUACAAAAUUUUCAGAAAAAUAUUACACCACUAAAGUGAUAGAUUUGAGGGAUGUUCCUGAAAAUAAGAAGCAAUCUUAUUGCCAUUUGUGUCGGAGGUGUGUCAGGCCAUUGUACAUAACCAGGCAUCGAAUGAGGCAUAGGAUGUUGGAUUAG